UCGAUUUUCUUCUCUCAUCUCUCUUUCUCCAUCUCCAUCCCACAUACGUUACUCUUCACCUUGGUCGAAUAGGCUGUUAGAGUGGCUCUGGGCCUCAUACAGUCGUUCGCAACUACGCAUUCCCCAGUGCUGCUGACUGGCAACAUCCAAGCGUUCAUCCACUGUGCCACAUUCGUUCUUCUAUACCUAGCGUGCAUCCCCCACAUACUCUCGUUACUCGACAUCCUCUUAUCUUCAUCGUAUAUCCUCUCUGUAAAGGCCAAAAAAUUAUCCCCUCUCUCGCUUUCUUCUCGCUCGUUCCACCCAUAGUUCCUCCUUAUUGAUCCUCAAUCCAGCCAUGGACGCCAGGCCAUCCAGAAGGGCCAUGGCUCAUGCUGCUGGCAUCUUUGCAGACAUGUCUGUCGACGGACCUCCCAUCGGAACAUUAGUGAUUAUUGUUGAUCGUGCCAAAAACUUGCCUAAUCGGAAAACAAUGGGCAAACAAAAUCCUUACUGUGCCGCCCGCCUGGGUAAAGAGGCCAAGAAGACAGAAACUGAUCUUCGUGGUGGCCAGACCCCUCGAUGGGACCAAGAGCUUCGGUUCACCGUUCAUGAAUCUCCAGACUACUUCAAGCUCAAGGUGUCUGUGUUUAACGAUGACAAGAAGACCGAUCUUAUCGGCGAAACCUGGAUCGAUCUCAAAGAUUUGAUCAUCCCUGGUGGCAGCCAAAAUGAUCACUGGCAUCCUUUGCAGCAUCGUGGGAAAUACGCAGGCGAAGUACGUCUUGAAAUGACCUACUACGACACACGGCCGGAGGAUGAGGCUGUCAUCGAACGACGAACCAUGGGAACUGAGAAAGUUCACACCAGAAAAAGUAUGCCUUCGGCACCAAAUGUCACUGCGCCAUCGUCGUCUUCGUCCUCUGGUCUUUCAGGGCCUAGACAGUUGAAGGAUGUCAAGAGACGUCCCCUGCCCACCGAUCCAACUAGAGCACGUCCUUCCUACCCCGAAAAGGUACCAUCAGCUCCGGUGCCUCAGGCCCCUACGCGACCGGCCUACCACGAACCCACACAGUCCGCUCCCGUCGUAGCAAACAAUGCACGACCGAUUCACCUUCACGGGCAUCCUGAAUGGACUUACGAGACACCUGGCGAUGUUCAGAACUGGAGCUCGUCUCAUGCUCACGGACCGGCGCCAACUCAGAUGAAGUCCCAGGACUACUAUUACCACUCCCGUGAUAACCAAACAGACGCUGUUCGUCAGGAAGUUCCACCGACCGGCUCGACCAAUCCACUUAACCUACAAAUGCGCAACGAAAUCCCACCUUACUUGAGCAAUCCUCUUUCUCAACAGUCUCAAGUUACCGAGGAAAAUAUGCGUCCACAAAAACACAAAGGCAACUAUCCAUUCUCUUCAUCUGAACAGUAUGUAAGCAAUCUGUCGCACACUGGGCUUGGUCACUACGCAAGUCAAGCACCUCCGAGCUCGUCUUCCACCACUUCAAGCAUCAUGCCGAUAUCAAGUGCCUCGAACGUACCAACUGCAUCGAGCAGCUCAGAUGGUGGAAGCGCAGUCUAUCCCAGUUCUCACAAAAGUGCUUACUCGAGCGAGCCAAGCACGGUUCAUCCUUACCCUCAUACCUACACAAAUAGCAGCUCCUAUAGCCAGUCUACCGACUACAGCUCCGAAAAUUAUUCAGAAUUUAGUGAUAUGGGACCCAGCGCGGUCACCCCAGUUUAUUACGGCAAAAGCAUCAGCGAAGGUGGGCGUCCCAUCCCUCAGUAUGUGUGGGCAAGAAUGCAGCCUCGGGUCGAGGACGAGGACGAUGAGAACAACUUCCCACCUCCGCCACCAGCCCAUAGGGUCAAGCUCGUUCAUGUCAAGAAUAUAAGACCCCCUUCGCUUGUGUCAACUGCAUCUGGCCAUCCAUCAGUCUCUUCUGGUCUUCCUUCCAACUACACAACAGCUACGACCGCAGUUGACAGUGAGAUGAUGAGUGUGGUCGCUAGAAACUCAAAUCCACUCUUUGAACAUCAGGAUAGACCUUCUUCUUCGAGUGGUGCCUCUGUGCCACCUAGUCUUGUUGCUGGCCUCGACCCGGUCAUUGCUGACGCAGAGUCGGAUCGGGUCGCAUAUGAAAGGGAAGCACGACGCCGAAGCGGUAUUUUCGAAGAAAAUCCACUGAGAAACCCUCCACGUGAUUUCUCUCCAGCACCACCAUAUCCUUUGGAUACUCCACCCUUGGACAGUCACAGCUCUAUUGUGAGCCAUUCGUCCAUCAGCUCCAGUUCCGAUAGGCAGCUGGUACCACGCCGCAAAUCGGUCAGCCCCCGGCCUCCAAGUAUGAAAGAGCGCGGCGUAUCUCCUACUCCGUUCUCUCCAGAUUCGUAUGACGCUCUGAAUCCAAACGCGUCACGGUCUGUGAUCACACGCGAUGCAGCCCACGCUUACGAAACACCUUCCCAGGCAAUGGAGGUAGCGAAGCGUGGCGACAUGGACACCACUCGAGACAUGGGUCCAAUUAUUGGAGACGAUGGUCGCGAAAUUGACCCGUCUGACCAUCUCCCUACAGACACCUGGGCACCUGAGCCCGAACGCAAGACAAAGAAGCCUGGCGUCGUUGUACGCUUUCGAAACCCUGCUCAUCGGGCCAAUCCCUCCACACGACCCACUACCGAUGGCACAGUUGAGCGUGGGUUCGGCAUCCGACGUCUGCCAGCAUAUCUGGAUGGGGCAUCCGACAUGGAACGGACCCCUCGAUCGACACGACGCGAGCACAGCCGCGGUCGUGAGGAGUAUAACAGUCAUGGACACACCCAAAUUUAUAGUUCGUCGAGCCCAAGUUCCCAUGGGCACGUGACACAUCGCAAAUCGGUCUCUCCGGCACCAUCUCACUCUCCCUCGCGCAUGUAUGCGCCUACCAACAUUGGACCACCUAUUCCUUCUAAAGUUCCUAUCGCACAGGCGAUGAAUCAGAGCUAUCCUGUCCUUGGUGGCAAUAUGGGCAUGGACGCCCUCAGUCGAGAGUUGAACUCUAUCGAUAUCGGAUCUGUGGGUUGCAGCGGUGGUAACCGCAGCUUGAAGAAGUACGCACCCAAGACCAUGGGAUAUGCAGUUUAGAUAGAUCUUUUCUUUCUUUUUUUUUUUACCUUUUCUAUUGUUCUUGAUUACGAGGAUUGGAAUUUGGGAACGGGGCUUGUUAGUUAGUUAGUUUAGUAGUGGGUUGGUAAGGGGUUCGGUUGGGUAGUCAAUGGUUAGGUUAGUUAGAUAUAUGGAGUUUGGAAAGGCUCUGUGGGGACGGAAAGUGGUUAUGGAGUUAUGGUAUCGGGACUCUGGAGACUUGCAUGUUUUCUUUAGGAUAGAAUUGUCCUUCCAAUGAUCAGAAUCA
Molecule: messenger RNA, 3368 nt
Organism: Aspergillus saccharolyticus JOP 1030-1
Lineage: Eukaryota; Fungi; Ascomycota; Eurotiomycetes; Eurotiales; Aspergillaceae
Exons: 2
Coding region: 365-3100 (911 amino acids)
Source: RefSeq, a predicted model, not a curated record